This is a messenger RNA of Penicilliopsis zonata CBS 506.65, 1116 nucleotides long. RefSeq lists its product as hypothetical. Bases 1 to 1116 code for a protein of 371 amino acids. NCBI's taxonomy places the organism in Eukaryota, Fungi, Ascomycota, Eurotiomycetes, Eurotiales, Aspergillaceae. The transcript has 2 exons. The record is from RefSeq and is a predicted model, not a curated record.
AUGAACACCGAUCACCAGGUUCAUCUCCCUACUGAGAUUGUACUUGAGAUUGUUCGCUUCGUUGCCGCCAACGACGAUGAAGAUCGUCAGGGUACUCUGUAUGCCUGUUGCUUGAUAUCACGACAAUGGUAUUCUGCGGCCGUCGCCUUCUUAUAUGAAGAUCCGCGGCUGGACGUCGGUCAGGCGUUCCAAAAAUUUACAACGACCAUCUGCCCUUCUAUCAGUGCCCGACGGAGCAAGCUGAACUUGGGAUGCCUGGUCCGCCGCCUGGACCUCGGCAGACUCGUCCACCACAGCUCCAACAGUCGGACUGCCCGGUUGCUGGGGAGGGUUAAGGAGAACCUCGAAGUCUUCAUUGCUCCAAGAGUAUCAUUCUCAGUGGCUAGUAUCCCCGCGUUGUCGAAAUGCCUCAAACUACGCCAUCUUGACCUUGCCCUCGUGGGCGAUCCGAUUCCCAUCACCCUGCUUGAAAAGUCAUUGCGCAAUCUCCACCAACUCAUUAGCCUGCGACUACCGCAGUUCACCUCCUUCACUGUUCCCGAGGAGACCCAGCUUCGACUGCCACCCCACCUCGAGCGGCUGCAGAUCAGCGGCAGCUUCUCACAGUCCACAGUCUCGUUCUGCUCCUGGCCGAGCAGCCUCAAGAGCCUAACGCUGCUGAACUGCGUCGAUCUCUCCGUGAGCUCGCUCGGAGCCAUUCUGAGCACACCGUUACUCAGCGACACGCUGAAAAGUUUGACCAUCUCAUAUGCGAACCGCGGCCUCCAGCCCGAAUCUAUCACCAUGAUCCCCGUCUUCUUACCCGGCCUGCUUCUUCUCAACGUUCCCGGUGACCUGGUCGAAGAGAGCUUCUUCGACCUGCUCAACACCCUCAGCCCCCCCGUCGCCCUGCAGACCCUUGAACUUGACCACCCCUGCAGCGACCCCAGCCUGAACUUCGAGGCCUCUUCACUCCUAACUGCGCUACAUCGCGGCCUCUCCAAUCUGCUCUCGAUAGGAUUCUCACAGACCUUUGUCACGGAUCAGACCUUCCUUGAGCAUGAAGACAUUGACGAUGUUCUACUGCAACGGACGACAGAGAAUUCUUCGCUUCUGCCUGGUGUAUACUACUUUUGA